Messenger RNA from Funneliformis caledonium, 1974 nucleotides. Lineage: Eukaryota; Fungi; Glomeromycota; Glomeromycetes; Glomerales; Glomeraceae. The record is from the annotation of a GenBank genome assembly.
AUGGAAACUUCGCAGGAAGUUCAAGUUCGUUUCGUAACUAAACAACCUGAAUUUGCUGUUACUGAUACUCCAAUACUUGUACCCGCCAAGUUAAAAAGAUAUGGAUUAUCUGAAAUUAUAAAUCAUCUUUUAGGCUUCGAGAAGCCCGUACCAUUUGAUUUUAUGAUAGAUAAUUUAUUUUUAAGAACAAGUUUAUUAGAAUAUUUAGAAAAUUCUGGAUUAUCAACUGAAAAUAUUAUUACCGUCGAAUAUGUCGAAUCUAUGUUACCACCUACUCCUUUAUCUUCCUAUCAACAUGAUGAUUGGAUAAGUUCUGUUAAAAGUUAUAAUCAAAGAUAUUUUUUGACAGGUUCUUAUGAUAAUUAUGCAAGAAUAUGGAAUGCUUCAGGAGAAUGUUUGCAAACUUUCAUGGGUCAUAAUGCUCCUAUAAAAAAUGAUGAUGAAUUAUCGUUUUUAUCAGCUUCACAAGACAGAACUAUUAGAGCAUGGAAGUCAUCAUUCGAACAUAAUAAAUAUAUAUCGUUAUAUGAAUGUGUUGGGCAUAAAGAUAGUGUUGAAAGUGUUUCUGUCAGUCCUUCUGGUUCCGAGUUUGCAAGUGGAUCUUGGGAUUCUUCUAUUAUGCUUUGGACAAUGGAAAUACCUGAAGAUAGUGAUGAUGACGAACAUAUUAAGAUUCAAUCUUCUUCAAAAAGAAGAAAAGUUAAUAAAAAAGAAAAAAUACGCACAAAGUAUCCAAUCGCUACAAUGAAUGGACACGUUGGAGCAGUUUCUUCAGUUACAUUUGAUCAUAAGGACAAUAAUAAAUUAUAUAGUGGAGGAUGGGAUCAUACUAUUAGAAUUUGGGACGUUGAAGCUAGAACUAAUAUAGAUACCAAGAAUUGUGAUAAAGUAGUUUAUGGAAUUUCAUAUUCAAAAAAAUCAGGAUUGAUAGCUUCAGGACAUUCAGAUCGAGUAAUUAGGAUAUGGGACCCGAGAGCAACAGAUACAGCUAUUGUAAAAUUAACAUUAUCAUCACACAAAAAUUGGGUAACCAGUAUAUCAUGGUCAACAACAAAUUCAUUUAUGCUGGCUAGUGGAUCAUACGAUGGUACAAUAAAAAUUUGGGACAUUAGAAGCAAGACGCCACUAUAUACUCUCUCUAAACAACAAAGUGAUGAUAAAGGAAAGGAGAAAGAGAAUAUUAAAAUUAAAAAAGUCUUUAGUGUUGAUUGGGAUAAUGAUGUUAUUUUGAGUGGUGGUGAAGAUAAUCAGUUGCAUAUUUAUGGUACUAAAAAGAUUGUCACAUCAAGGUUAUUUAUUUCUGAUAUUACUAAUAUUCAAGGAUACGGUAUUCAAGGGUACGAUAAAGCACAAAGAUUUCCUUUAUUGUGGACGAUAUUGGUUGGAAUCAUGACAAGCAACUUGAAGUAUCGGGCUAUUAUUUUAGGUCUUGGUGGUGUCUCUUGGUGGGAUUAUCCUCUUGAGACUGUGUAUUCCUAUGUGCCCAAUUUCUCUGAAGCGCGAGAAACGAGAUACAAGAAAUGGAAAAGUCGAACGAUAUUGGGGAGCGUCAGAAACCUUGAGGAUUUGUUCAGAGCAACGGGAUUUACAUGUUAUAAAGGGCUCGUUGUUCCUUCUGAGGAAACUUACAUUCUUCAUAUUCACGCAUCAUAUAAUAAUACUUUAGUAACAUUAACAAACUCUCGUGGUGAUAUUUUAUUAACUAAAUCAGGUGGUAGUGUCGGUUUUAAGAAAGCUCAACGAGGGGGUUAUGAAGCUGCUCAUCAAACUGCUGCUGGAGUCAUUCAGAAAAUCAAAGAAAAAGGGUUAAAUGUCAAGAAUGUAGAAAUUUGUAUAAAAGGAUUUGGUCCAGGUAGAGAUGCUGCCUUUAAAGCUUUGGCUAAUGUAGAGAAUCAAUGGAAUGUUAAACGAAUUACCGAUACUACUCCAUUGCCUUUCAAUGGAUGUAGGCCAAGAAAAGCUAGAAGGUUAUAA